Messenger RNA from Anopheles gambiae (African malaria mosquito), 2681 nucleotides. RefSeq lists its product as uncharacterized. Bases 86 to 1891 code for a protein of 601 amino acids. Gene Ontology annotation, biological process: spermatogenesis. The record is from RefSeq and is a predicted model, not a curated record. NCBI's taxonomy places the organism in Eukaryota, Metazoa, Arthropoda, Insecta, Diptera, Culicidae. The transcript has 6 exons.
AUCGACACGCGAGUAAACAAAACAGGAGGCCAUCUUGAAUUUACAACAAAGCACAUUCAAUCGAUCAGUGGUAAAUAACACAGCGAUGCCUGAAGUUCUAAGCAAAGGCAUAAUGGACCAAAGCCAAGAGUUAGCAAAGCUAAAGCCGGUAAUACGAUGUCUGGUAAUGUCGCAUCCAAAUCAUUGCUUGACGUUGACCGAGCUGGAACGAGACUUUCGGAACACGGAAGGCUACCGUAUCCCCUUCGACCGGCUCGGUUACUCGAGCGUUUAUCAUCUGUUGUGCUGCUUAACGGAUACGGUGCAGGUUUACAGUGCCAACGGCCGCACAAUGGUUAAGUACGUUUCCACUCCGGCCGUGGCCCACGUGGAACAAUUGCUGCAGAACACCCGAAGGUCUGGCCAACGAAAGGGGCGCCAGUUGCAUGUGAGUUUCAAAGAAAACAUACAAAAACACUGCUCAGCCACCUUUCGGGUGCCAGAAAUACAAGACGUUAAGAACAAUAACUAUAAUAGUGCGCAAAAACCGAGACCUAGUUCAUCUGGUGGUGCAGGAUGGGUACAAAAUCACAGAAAAGCACAUGUUGCACUGCCAAUGGGAGCUAAAAAUUUGAACGGACACAGCGGUCACGAUAAUCGGUCUCCUAAACAGCCUUCGCAGUCUACGCUGAAGAUAGCUCCUGUAGAGAAGGUGAAAGUAACUCCUGCGAAACCAGUACCAGCUGCGACAAAAGGAUCUAGUGCGAAAGAAGAACCUACUGCGACAAAAGGAACUAUUGCGAAAGAAGAACCCACUGCGCCAAAAGAACCUACUGUGAAAAAAGCAGAACCCGUCACGGCGGUUAUGGAGGAAUCCUGUGAACAUGUCGAUGGCAGCAUUGCUUCAACGAAACCGAGCAGCAGCGUGUGGGAUUGGAUCAACAUGCUGGACAUGCCCUCGGAAGUAAUGGGUCUAUCGCGAACCAUUCCCAAAGUCGACGUGCUCAGUUACUUCGUGGAGCGAGAGAUCACAAACGUACGGGUCCUGCACAUGCUCAAUCCCAACCGGCUGUGGUUGCGUAGCGCCGCCCAGGAGCCGUUGGUCGAAAAGUUGUACGACGAGCUGAACGAAUGCUACAACCAUAUCGCAUCCGAUCGAUGGCGCCUGGAGACGAGUAAGGUGCAGCACGGGCUGUACUGUGCCGUGCUGUAUGAGGAAGUCUGGCAGCGGGGAAGAAUCGUGGGACCACUGAUCGGGUGCCGCGUGAAGGUGCACUUCAUCGAUACGGGCUUGACGGAGCUGGUGGAUUAUAGACAUUUGAAGUUUUUGGCCACCUCGUUCGGCACUGUACCGGCGCAGGCAGUUCGAGCCUCCUUGGCCUGUUUAAUCCCGAAAGGAGGCGUGUGGACGAGGGCAGAGUCCGACAGGCUAACGAGGCUUAUUAAUUUCGUUUCGCAACAACCUGCCUAUAUAAUGUGCAUCAACAAUAAGCUCAAUAUUUUGGACAUUAUUUUGAAACAGUUUAACGGAGCCUGGCUGAAUGAAAAGUUUGCUUCAAUAGUAUCUGCCCAGUGGACCGGGAGUACCUAUCUCUCCAAGAGCAAGGAUGAGUAUCGCAAGAAGAAGCAUACCUACAACGAAAGGUAUCCAAGCUUCUUUUGCAUAGAAGAGGGCCAUUUCCCUGUGAUGGAAGAGAUACGCAACGCACUGGCGCGAGGUUUCGAUUAUGAGGAACUGUAUUCCCGCAUACCCCACGUGCAAAAGAAUGGUAUUGUGGAGCGUAUUACUCGCAAUACCUGCGAACAGAUGGUGCAAAUGUUUGGCAUAAAGGUCGUUUCGGAACAGAAGAAAAAACAGAAUCAAAAAGAAAACAACACCACACAUCAAAACGGUGUCGAAAGUCAUCAGUGAGCUGUAAAACUGUCCUGCAUAUCCCAAUUCGUUCAUAUAUUCUAGCCGACAAGGAUACUUACGCUGACCAGGUUGUUGUAGGAAUCAUCGACCAGCUUGAUGUCAUCAACAGCCAGACGGGUGAUGCAGUUGUAACGGUACUCCUCUAUGCUGACCAGACCGUCGUUGUUGAUGUCCAUCAUCUUGUAGUGGGCAUCAAUGAAGGCCUUCAUCGCCUACAGAACGAUGUAUAACGGAAAAAAGGGCGAUACAGUGAACACAUUCAGAUGUAAAAGAUAAGUAGCAGCAGUAGUAUCGUAGUUUUUUUUAUUAAGAGAACUCAUAGAGAGAUAGAUAACGAAUGGCAAAGCCAUUGACCUAUGACGUGCACAUCUAUUUUGAAAAAGGACUAAAUUUCAUAGCGAUCACGAACUGUUUCUAACUGUGACAUUUUUGUAAAAUUUGAAUUAUUUUACUAGGUUAUCAGGACAUUGCAUUCUACACUUUAAAGUGACAUUUUUCCAUUACUCUUAUUACGCUUUGAAAUAGAGCAGACAUUUCUUACUAAUUAGCAUUACGCAGGCAUGGCCGUCUAACGUAAGUGAGUUAUUUAGCAGCGAGUUAUGAAAGUCUUAGACGAUUUAUUUACUUUUUAUGUAUUCUUUACACUGAAAUAUCCUGCCCGACAGAAUAUUCAAUGAGCUGACUGUGCUUGCACAUAAAAUGAAAAUGCAGAUACGACCGUUGACCGAAAUAAUGAGAGCAUUUUAGGUGGUAAAAUAAAUUUGUCAAAGCCUUUAAUAUCUACAAA